Vollenhovia emeryi is the source of this 2189-nucleotide messenger RNA. RefSeq names its product pre-mRNA-splicing factor RBM22. The coding region runs from base 701 to 1939 and encodes 412 amino acids. NCBI's taxonomy places the organism in Eukaryota, Metazoa, Arthropoda, Insecta, Hymenoptera, Formicidae. The transcript is spliced from 3 exons. The record is from RefSeq and is a predicted model, not a curated record. Gene Ontology annotation, molecular function: pre-mRNA binding; U6 snRNA binding; metal ion binding. Gene Ontology annotation, cellular component: Prp19 complex; U2-type catalytic step 1 spliceosome; U2-type catalytic step 2 spliceosome.
AAUUCAUAUCUUGUGCCGAAAUGCAUUUGUCGAAGUCAAACGUUUGGGCUCCAAGAUGGCGGACGAGUCAGCUCACCUUUAUCCAGUAGCUCUAGCUGGAUCUAAAAGUAUUAGCCAAUCAUACUGAGCGCUCACUCAACAGUUGUGUCUGCUGAACGCGGCCAUUGACUGGAUCUAAAAGUAUUAACCAAUCAUACUGAGCGCUCACCUUAGAACAUAUAGACAUGGAAGAGGAAUGCCCAUUGUUCUCGAGAGAAAAAUAUGUUUGGAGGAAGUGAGAAAGAAAAUCGUAGUGCCUCUCUCUCGUGAGUUACUGCUCGAAAGUGCGCAUGCGCACACAAGCAUCGGUGUGUGUGUGUGUGAGUGGCGCGCAUGCGCAAGAGAGCUACGAUUUUCUUUCUCGCUUCCUCCACUACGAUUUUCUUUCUCACUUCCUCCAAACACAUUUCAAGUCCCUAUUCCUCUUCCAUGUCUAUAUGUUCUAAGGCGCUCACUCAACAGUUGUGUCUGCUGAACGCGGCCAUUAUGUCUACGGAUACAUCUGUGUUGUCGCAUCUCUGUGUCAGACACUUUCCACGGUAUAGUACCGCGGUGUGUAACUGGGUGGUCCUGGGUGCACUGGGUGUAUCUGAGUGUGUCGCGAAUGGCGUCGCGCUGAUUUCUUUUAUGUUGUUUCAAAGUUAAUUAUUAUUAAUACGCAAUGGCCACGUCGAAGACCACCAAUACGUACAACAGACAAAAUUGGGAGGAUGCGGAAUUCCCGAUUUUGUGUCAGACGUGCUUGGGAGACAAUCCGUACAUCCGUAUGACGAAGGAGAAGUACGGAAAGGAAUGCAAGAUAUGCAUGCGGCCGUUCACAGUGUUCAGGUGGUGUCCGGGGGCGAGGAUGAGGUUCAAGAAGACCGAGGUCUGCCAGACGUGCAGUCGACUCAAGAACGUCUGCCAGACGUGCCUGCUGGAUCUGGAGUACGGCCUGCCUAUUCAGGUGCGCGACGCCGCUCUGAAGAUCAAGGACGACCUGCCGCGUUCCGAUGUAAAUAAGGAGUACUAUGUGCAAAACAUUGACAACGAAAUUGGCAAGAUGGACCCGACCACGCCGGCCGGCGCCGUCGGCAAGUCCGCCGCGGCCAGCGAUCUGCUCAUGAAGCUUGCCAGGACGAGUCCGUAUUACAAGAGGAACCGGCCGCACAUCUGCUCGUUCUGGGUGAAGGGCGAGUGCAAGAGAGGCGAGGAGUGCCCGUACCGGCACGAGAAGCCCACGGAUCCCGACGACCCGUUGGCGGAUCAGAACAUAAAGGAUCGCUAUUACGGAGUCAACGACCCGGUGGCGGAUAAGCUGAUGCGCAGGGCGGCGGCCAUGCCCAAGCUGGACCCGCCCGAGGACAAGUCCAUCACGACGCUGUACAUCGGCAACCUGGGCGACGUGCUGACGGAGAAGCAGCUGCGCGACCACUUCUAUCAGUACGGCGAGAUCCGGUCGGUGACGAUGGUGCCGCGGCAGCAGUGCGCCUUCAUCCAGUACACGCAGAGAAACGCCGCCGAGGCGGCGGCGGAGCGGACGUUCAACAAGCUGAUACUGGGCGGGCGGCGGCUCACCAUCAAGUGGGGCCGUUCGCAGGGCCGGCAGACGGUGUCCGCGGCGGAGGCGACGAGGGAGAUCCUCGAGCCUGUCCCGGGAUUGCCCGGCGCGUUGCCGCCGCCGCCGGAGAGCAUGGGCAACAACUUCUUCAAUCUGCAGCCCACCCCCGGCGGCAUGAUGCCGCCAAUGAUGAUUCCGCCGCCGCCGGUCGCCCCGCAGUUUAUGUUCCCGCCGCAAAUGGCGACCGCGGCCGCCGCGCCCAUCUUCCCCCCGGGAACGACCCCCAUUCACUAUCCGAGCCAAGAUCCGUCCAGGAUGGGUGCGUCGCAGGGCGUGGGCAAGCCUUGGCCGGAGGAGUAAGGGGCGACGACUAGCGAGGAGUGACACGGCACCGCCACGUGAAUUUUUCGUCUACUUCCUUUCUUUUUCAUGUAACGUUACACGUGCAUCACUCGUUACCGUUGGAAAUACAUGUAUAUCGUUUUUGUGCAACCAACUCGUUGCUUCUAUCUCGUUUACACAUUUCAAUACAUUUCGUGUACAUAUUUGAAUGAAUAUGUGCGCAUUUAAGUAAGUUUCCUGUACAUAUUUAAAUAUAUUUAGCGACAUA